Protopterus annectens (West African lungfish) is the source of this 2633-nucleotide messenger RNA. It is a transcript of the gene TIMM50, whose product is annotated as translocase of inner mitochondrial membrane 50. Gene Ontology annotation, molecular function: phosphoprotein phosphatase activity. Bases 55 to 1266 code for a protein of 403 amino acids. The transcript is spliced from 11 exons. The record is from RefSeq and is a predicted model, not a curated record. Lineage: Eukaryota; Metazoa; Chordata; Ceratodontiformes; Protopteridae.
UCUUUUGCUAGUCCCUCCGCCAAUAGGGCCUUAUUGCCCUUGAACGUAGCCAAGAUGGCAGCGUCGUGUUUUGUACCCAUGUGUAUUCGGGCUAGUCGGAGUAUUUGUGCCACAGUACCUCGCCUACGUGAUAAUUCUUGUAGUUACGUAAUUCGAAAUAAAAGGGAGGUAAAGUGGCUUUUGGUGGGUGGUGGACGGACAUUUUCAGUGGAGCCUGAUAAAGGAGUGGAUGGAGGAAAGGGGACUGGUGGUCUGGCACAGGCCAUUCUUCAGGAGAAACUCCAGCAACAGCAGGCAAGAGUUGCUGAUACUGGAGAUGGAAAGGGAGACACCAGCUCAGACCAGAAAGAGGGAGCGGAUGAGGAAAAAAAGAAGAAAGAGAACACUGCUUAUGCCAAAAAAGUAGUACUGAGACUUGCAGGACUUCUAGGAGUAGGGGGCGCUGUAACAAUUGUGUAUAUAUUUGGUAACAGCUCAGUGGAUGAACAGGGAAAUAAGAUCCCUGAUGAGUUUGAUAAUGAUCCACUUGUUAUCCAGCAGCUUCGAAGAACUUGCAAGUACUUUAAAGAUUAUAGGCAGAUGAUAAUAGAGCCUACUAGUACAAACCUGUUGCCAGACCCCUUAAAAGAGCCAUACUAUCAGCCUCCGUACACUCUUGUAAUAGAACUGACAGAUGUCCUACUUCAUCCAGAGUGGUCGCUUGUAACAGGCUGGCGCUUUAAGAAGAGACCAGGAAUCGAGAACCUGUUCCAGCAGCUGGUCCCACUGUAUGAAAUUGUCAUCUUCACAUCAGAAACAGGCAUGACUGCAUUUCCUCUCAUAGACAGCAUAGAUCCCCAUGGGUAUAUUUCAUAUCGUUUGUUCCGAGAUGCUACACGUUACAUGGAAGGACACCACGUGAAGGACAUUUCCUGCUUGAACCGAGACCCUUCCAAAGUGAUUAUAGUUGACUGUAAAAAAGAGGCAUUCAAACUGCAGCCGUACAAUGGUUUGGUAAUGAAGAAGUGGAACGGAAGCUCUGAUGACAGAACACUGUAUGACUUGACGUCAUUGCUUAAAACAAUCGCCAUGAAUGGUGUUGAGGAUGUAAGGACGGUAUUAGAAAACUAUGCGUUAGAAGAUGAUCCACUUGAAGCAUUUAAACGCAGACAAGCACAAUUAGCUCAGGAGGAAGAAAUGAGACUGGCUGACUUAUCCAAGCAGCAGAAUAAAGGUUUCUUUUUGGGAUCUCUAACAAAUCGGCUAUGGAAAUCCAAACAACAGUGACAUAGAUAGUAGCAAGUGUGGUGGGAGACGAUGGAAGUGCAAGUCCUUUAGAAAAAGAUCCUAGUGUCAGGACCUGCUUCAGAUUUUUAGACUGCUCUUCUGUCAUUUUAUUCCACAGCAGCAGUUAGAGCAACACAGCGGUCCAGUUUGUAACUUUUAAGAAUUUGCAGACUUCUGGUCUUGGUAGUAAUGAGCAUGUGCAGUCAGCUCUCUGCCUAUUCCUAUUAGCCCAGCUCUUUGAUGUUGUGCAGUGCACCUGUGUCACACCAUUUUAUCCCAUCUCAUUCAUGCCAUUCAUUUUUGUAUUCCUUUUACUCGAUGAGAACCAAAUGAAAACACCAGAGGUCCUUAGUCAUCAUAUGAAGAACUGGAUGGAAGAUGAAGUAUUUUUUCAGAGAGAGAGAGAGCAGUUAAACUUGUGGGACUGUCAUCUCAAGUUCAUCACUGGUUCUGUACACAGUUGCAUCAAUGAAUGAAAUGCAUUGGUUAGGCUUUGCACUGGCAACACGGACUUGCUCUUCCUGCACUUUGUGAUGAAGAGAACAAUUCCAAAGACAUGUCUGUACAUUUUCAAUAUAAGAUGUGGUCUUCUCUCAUUUUUUUUUAUAUUACCAUGAUAUUAAUAAGUUGCCUGGAUGCACGACUCCAAAUUAAAGACAAGCCAGAACACAAGAACAUCUGGUUCGGCAUAUAACACACAAACCUUUGUGAUUAAACUUGUCUGUGUAAGGGCUAGUUGGUAUGUUAUGUCCAGCAUAGAUUUAGAUUCCUAGAGUGUUGCAGAAUCUGGACAUAUACCCCUUCUCUUCUGCUGUGAAAAGCAAACAAAAAAAAAAAGAAAGAAAAAACAAAUGGGUUUAUAUUAUAGAUAAUAUUUCAUUAUGUUGACUAUUGUUCUUCACAGCCUGUAUGGUAAUCAGUUGGAAGUAUGAAUUAUGUGCAUAAUGUUUCUGUAAGCAGAAGAGACUAUGCUCUUACAGGUUUGUCUGAAACUGUUCUUGUAAUGUUCUACAACAGAAUGUGUAAAAGAAGUGUAAUAAAACAGCUCACUUCUCCGCAACAUCAUGACAUGUAACAUGUUUAGACUUUAUAUCACUCAUUUGAUGACAUUUGUGCCUGAUGUACUUUUGUGAACUUCUGGAUGGUGCUCUUAAACAUGUGGGUGAAUAUUCAUGCACCAGUCUUACACCCAUCAGUUAUAAUCCUAAGACUGAUUUUUGGGUCAUAUGAAGCUUCCAAAACUCUUAAUUGUUGUACCAUCACCAGAGGCUAAAGCAUUUUAUCUGUGAAUAUUUUUCUAUUUAUUUCAUUCGGUUUUGAUCUUUUAGAGUGAAAUAAACUGGCUCAAAGUGCCAGAUUUUGAAUGA